Perkinsus marinus ATCC 50983 is the source of this 1017-nucleotide messenger RNA. RefSeq lists its product as hypothetical. The coding region runs from base 1 to 1017 and encodes 338 amino acids. The transcript has a single exon. The record is from RefSeq and is a predicted model, not a curated record. Lineage: Eukaryota; Perkinsozoa; Perkinsida; Perkinsidae.
AUGAGAGGAUACAAUUGCAUUGCACUACUCCCUCUACUAGAGGUGGUAGUACGAGCUGAGAAGCCUGGCAGCACUAGUAGUGUAGUUUCCCAAGAGAAUGGUGAAGAAGUAUUGUCUGAUGACAUGUUCGGUGCUCCGUUCAACGUAGAUUUCGGGAAAGGCAUGGGUUCUGGUAUCAUUAUUCCUAUGGGAGGAAUCUCUUUCGUACCGAUGGGCGAGCUAUACGACUCGAUCGAUGAUGUUCAUGAGCUUGCUGGUGGAGACAAAGCUGUGGUUGCUCAAUCGCAGCAGCAGCAGCCGAAACGGCUCCGCCAUGGAAUGGUCCCUUUGGCGAACCUGUUUAAUGGAGUAAUCGGGCAAAUGUUGAAUCAGAUGAUGACGGGCUCCUUGGGAGGGAUAGAAGGCGAGUCUACCUUCACUAUGAACACUACGGCCGGUGAAGUUGUUAUUGCUGGUCAGCUUCCGAAGCAGACUUUACGAACUGAGCUCGGUGAAGAAGAUAACGGUAUCACUGUGAAGCAAGUCGGUAAAGGUAUUGUACUGCAAGUGAGGAAGACCAAUGGCCCGAUGGUGACGGAUAUGCAAAGAUACUAUCCGAUGUCGGACGACUGCUUGCUGGAUAAGACCAAGGUCGUUUAUGAUCAGAACAGUGGCAAGCUCCGAGUGACUGUUCCUCGGAACCCAGGCAUGUCUGCUACUGGUGGUAAAGCGCGGAAUUCUGGAACUGAUUCAGACGAAAUCAAGAGACAACUAGACGAGGAAGCUCAGAAGGAUGGUGUGAAGAUUCGCUUCGGUGAUGACGAUACUCUCACCGUUAUUGUCCCGAUGUCACUUGGCCGAAUCGCUAAGUUCAAUGGGAGCCGCAUAGAGCUGGAGAGUGGUAGGGUUGUGACAAUACCUGUUGAGAUUGAGACGCUACUGGACGAGUAUGAGGCGGAUGAAGAAAAGAUGAGAGAGUAUACAUUCAGAAGUUCAGAAGUCUCGAAGAACUUUCCGAUCACCAAUGAUGAACUAUGA